AUGGACCUACCUCCCCAAUUGGCAAGGGAACCGCCUUUAAAGCUUACCCAUGCUGCUGCAGGUAUUUUUCCUGUGAUUUUCUUGGUCACCUGGCCUUUGUGGUACAUUUGCAGCGAAUAUAAGCUGUACAUUACCAAGAACGUUGUCCUAGCGUUUCUCAACUACUUUUUCAUCCAACAGUAUGGCUACCUACUUUUCACUAUUGCAUAUCUAAGCCAGGGGGUGUUUUAUGUGGAUGGACAGACUCAGCAGAAAGAUAAGAUUUAUCUGUUGAUGUUUAAGUACGGUGUGAUUACAUUACUAGGAAUGGUGUUUCAUGGCGGCUUCUUGAGCUUUCUGUUGGUAGAAAUGGUGAACAAGGCUACAGGAGGGUACUGCGAGGGUGGAACGACUAAAACGACCAUGUCACAGUGUUCUGCUAAUCCUGAUCUUCAGUGGAUCGAUGGGUUUGAUAUCUCGAGCCAUUAUUACUUCUUACUGAGUCUGGUGAUUUUACUUCUAAACAACCUACUAAACAAUGCUACUGAGCUGGCUGAUAUCGAGGCUCAGGUUGAAGAGGAGCCCAAGCUGGGGCUAAUUUUGAAAGCAAGAAAGGUUGUCACAUACUUGACAUCGCUUCUUAUAUCCAUUUGGAUGUUUGAGUUUGUUAUUACCAGUUUGUUUUUCCAUACCCCAUUCGAAAGGUUUAUGGGCCUUGUGGGUUGCCCAGCAGCAUUAUUCACCAUUCUGUUCAGUGAUAGAUUGUUCAGUCAAAGAACAGACUACGAAGAUCCCUACACUCCUUAA
Messenger RNA from Candidozyma haemuli, 786 nucleotides. RefSeq lists its product as uncharacterized. Lineage: Eukaryota; Fungi; Ascomycota; Pichiomycetes; Serinales; Metschnikowiaceae. Gene Ontology annotation, cellular component: endoplasmic reticulum membrane. Gene Ontology annotation, biological process: lipid storage; lipid droplet organization; phospholipid biosynthetic process. The transcript has a single exon. The record is from RefSeq and is a predicted model, not a curated record. The coding region runs from base 1 to 786 and encodes 261 amino acids.